Molecule: messenger RNA, 714 nt
Organism: Cetraspora pellucida
Lineage: Eukaryota; Fungi; Glomeromycota; Glomeromycetes; Diversisporales; Gigasporaceae
Source: the annotation of a GenBank genome assembly
AUGAAAGAUAACAAUAGAAGGGAUUGGAGCAUUGGCCUUUCCAUAGUCAUAUAUGCUAUGAAUAUUUGUUGCUCUAGACCUACUCAUCAUACACUGUAUGAGUUAGUUUUUGGACAACACCCAUUAUGCUACUUUAACAUGAUCGAGGAAUGGAAGCAACAUAAUGUUAAUAUGAAAGAAAACUUACCAGAAGGUAUUAUUGAAAAUAAGAAAAAUUUUGAGGAAAAUAGGGUUUCUGAUCCUGAGGAUGAAGAAUAUAAUGUUUCACUAGACCAUAGAUCUUUAAUGACAACUUCAUCAAGUUCCUCUCGAUCUUCAAAAAACAAUCACUCAAUGCUAAGACGAACAAUUUUUGAUAACCAGCAAGCACGGCAAUUCACUAGAGACAACAGUGAUAGGGAACAAAUAAAUGAUAAGAAUACUGAAAUGUUUAGUAAACCAAUUUCUCAGCAAGACAUUCAAGGAGUUCAGGGACAGAUGGAAAACCAAAUGCAUGCAAAAUAUAAUAUUUAUAAACAUAUCUAUAAAGUUGGUGAUCUGGUGAAAAUUCAAAUUGUUAAGAUUGAUUGUAGACCUGAUAAUCACUAUGCACUUCUAUGCAAAAAUGCAUUUUCAGCUGGCGAAGUUUUGCUACUUAAAUCAAAAGAAUUUCCUGAAUUAAAUAAUUCACCGACUGAUACAACUAUCAGUAUCAUUGAAGCUGCAAAACUUUAA